AUUUAAUUAAUGAUCAUAGCAAUACUCCUAUUCACCACAGUUUUUGCAUUUCCUAAAUACAAGUAAAAUCUAUUUGUGGCCAAACCAGAUUCCCUCAAAAAAUUAGCAUAUUAAUUGUCAAUAGCUUCUGAUUUGUCAGUUGACGUGGAUCAAGAUUAAGUAUAUAAAUUUAUUCUAAUAAGGUUUGUACUUGGUUAAAAGAAUACACUUUAACAACAACUCAAGAUGCAUAUUAUGCAAAACUUGCAUCAUCAUUUUUGGAAGAAUGUCAGGCAGACCUUAAUAUUGACUACCCAAAAAUGGAUUAAGAUGAUUUCGAAUCAAUCUACUAUAAUUCACUUUUAAAUGGGUUAUGUCCCAAAUUGGAAUAAUUUAUUACAGUAGGAGGUGCAGCAAAACCUUCGCUUAAAAAAUAAGAUGACUCUUAUAAAACUGCAGCUCAAGUAUAUCACCUUGCCACCAUUUGCAAUGGCAAAAAUGUUCAUGAAGGAAUCUAAGAAGCCCUCUUUAAUUUCUAAGAAAUAUAUGACGGAGUCACAGCAAUUUUAGAUAGAGAUAAUACAGCUGCAGUAACUGCGUAAAUAUUGUUCUCAUUUUUUACUUUGAACAUAACCAAUAUUCAUCCAAAACUAUAGGAUAUUCUCCGAAAUUAGAUCUAUCAAUAAACAAUUAUCAAUUUUCUUUACUAAAGAACUUUAGUCUUGGGAUCUAUUGACGAAUAAUAUUGGAUUACUAAAUUAUUUUAAUUGAAUUAAGUUAAUACAAUCAUAUAUCCCAUUUUCUAAGACUAUUACUAAAUUAACAAGAUGAAAACAUAAAUUAAUGUGAAAUUUGUCAACUUUAAAGGGGAAAAGGUUUAACCUACAGAAGUUUAUGCUAUAAUCAAUAAUUAAUAAGAACAUUUAAUCUAUACACCAAUUAAAUCUAAAGAUUUUAGUGGUUAUUUUGAAAUUUAAUAAGCUGGUUUACUUCCUUUUGAAUUGCAUUUCUCUAAUUAUGUUGUAAGAUUACCAAUCUAAGAUUUAAGCUAAAAUACACAAUCAAAGUAUUCCAAGAAGUUGAGAUUGAAGAAGUCAUGUUUGAUAUUGUUGAUUCCAAAACUUCAAAACCAAACUUCCAUCAUAGUGUUGAAAGCGGAGAGCUUUAUCCUGUAAUUCUUAAAGCAAAUGAAAAGAGCUUCCUUCAUAUCAUUAUUAAAGUAAUUAUUUUAUUUAAGUAGACUAAAAAUUAAAUUAAAUCAUAAGUUGCCAUUAGAUUAAAUCAUCCUUAAUAUCCUUCUGCUUCUACAUAAGUGUUUGCUGAGUAUGAUACAAAAAGAAACAUCUAUUAUGGUAUUAUUGAUUUUGGGGACCCUGAUCAUAUUACACCACUCAAUGCAAUCUAUUAGGUGGAAUUACUUCUAGCCGAUUCAAACGUUAUACCUAAAAGAUGGAGUUUCCUAAAAAUAGAUACUAAAUUUUAAGCUUAAACAACUUUCUAAAAUGACAGCUACUACAAAUUGCCCUAAGAAAUUGUACAUUAAUUCAAUCAAGAAUAACCUGAAGUUCCAUUCCUUGUAAAUAUCUUAUUUUAAUCUAGUUUGUUUCAUUCUUUGUUGUUGUUAUUGUAAUUGCAUUUCUAUUUUUCCUCAAACUCCUUUCAAAUUUGAACUUAAGCUUUGAAAGAUUACCAAAAGAUAAUUCAACCAUUGUUUAUCUGUUUUUAACUCUUAUUUUAGUUUUAUUUUUUGUGUUAAUACUAUUUUGGAUUAAAUUAAAUUUGAUUGAAACAAUCACAGUAUUAGGAAUCUUAAGCGUACCAUUAGUUGUUGUUGGAAAUUAUGCACUUUUAGCAUUAAGAAAAUCAGAAAAAUUAGAUUGAUC
Messenger RNA from Paramecium pentaurelia, 1862 nucleotides. The record is from the annotation of a GenBank genome assembly. NCBI's taxonomy places the organism in Eukaryota, Ciliophora, Oligohymenophorea, Peniculida, Parameciidae.